Molecule: messenger RNA, 249 nt
Organism: Penicillium cosmopolitanum
Lineage: Eukaryota; Fungi; Ascomycota; Eurotiomycetes; Eurotiales; Aspergillaceae
Exons: 1
Coding region: 1-249 (82 amino acids)
Source: RefSeq, a predicted model, not a curated record
AUGAUGAUUCCCAAGACGCUUGUUAUCCUUGCCACGGCUCUGUCCGCCACCGCAACUCAUGUCCACAACCAGUUUGGCAAGAAUGGCUGGAUUCAGGAUGAUCAAGGUUCUGAGAUUCAACUGAACAACGGAGGUUCCGUCACCGUUGGAGGUGGAUGGGGAUUUUUCUGGGUUGCUUCCUCCGUGUGUAGCAAGAACUCCGUUGCUUAUACCUGGCCAUCCAGCUAUGGAGGUAUGCUAUCAAGCUAA